GACGUGCUGCGCUUGGCUGGCUGUGGAGUCGGCCGAAGCUUUCGGCGGCGGCUGAGCCAGCUGAGGGGAAAAAUGGCUCGGACUGUGGCGGCUUCGGCGGCUCAGGUUGUGGUAGAGGCGGAGGCUCAGGCAGCUUGAGGAUUCGACUACAUAUAUAAAGCAGUGCUGUACAUGAGAAAUAUGUGAGCCAAAAAUGGGAGUCACAUAGGCCUUGCUAUUUUGGAAGCUACAAGAAAAAAAUAGAGGAAGGAAGGUUUGGUCUUUUUAGUGGACAUGGCUCAGAUAUCUAGCAACAGCGGAUUUAAAGAAUGUCCAUCUUCACAUCCGGAACCAACAAGAGCAAAAGAUGUGGACAAAGAAGAAGCAUUACAGAUGGAAGCAGAGGCUUUAGCAAAACUGCAAAAGGAUAGACAAGUGACUGACAAUCAGAGAGGCUUUGAGUUGUCAAGCAGCACCAGAAAAAAAGCACAGGUUUAUAACAAGCAGGAUUAUGAUCUCAUGGUGUUUCCUGAAUCAGAUUCCCAAAAAAGAGCGUUAGAUAUUGAUGUAGAAAAGCUCACCCAAGCUGAACUUGAGAAACUAUUGCUGGAUGACAGUUUCGAGACUAAAAAAACACCUGUAUUACCAGUUACUCCUAUUCUGAGCCCUUCCUUUUCAGCACAGCUCUAUUUUAGACCUACUAUUCAGAGAGGACAGUGGCCACCUGGAUUAUCUGGGCCUUCCACUUAUGCUUUACCUUCUAUUUAUCCUUCUACUUACAGUAAACAGGCUGCAUUCCAAAAUGGCUUCAAUCCAAGAAUGCCCACUUUUCCAUCUACAGAACCUAUAUAUUUAAGUCUUCCAGGACAAUCUCCAUAUUUCUCAUAUCCUUUGACACCUGCCACACCCUUUCAUCCACAAGGAAGCUUACCUAUCUAUCGUCCAGUAGUCAGUACUGACAUGGCAAAACUAUUUGACAAAAUAGCUAGUACAUCAGAAUUUUUAAAAAAUGGGAAAGCAAGGACUGAUUUGGAGAUAACAGAUUCAAAAGUCAGCAAUCUACAGGUAUCUCCAAAGUCUGAGGAUAUCAGUAAAUUUGACUGGUUAGACUUGGAUCCUCUAAGUAAGCCUAAGGUGGAUAAUGUGGAGGUAUUAGACCAUGAGGAAGAGAAAAAUGUUUCAAGUUUGCUAGCAAAGGAUCCUUGGGAUGCUGUUCUUCUUGAAGAGAGAUCGACAGCAAAUUGUCAUCUUGAAAGAAAGGUGAAUGGAAAAUCCCUUUCUGUGGCAACUGUAACAAGAAGCCAGUCUUUAAAUAUUCGAACAACUCAGCUUGCAAAAGCCCAGGGCCAUAUAUCUCAGAAAGACCCAAAUGGGACCAGUAGUUUGCCAACUGGAAGUUCUCUUCUUCAAGAAGUUGAAGUACAGAAUGAGGAGAUGGCAGCUUUUUGUCGAUCCAUUACAAAAUUGAAGACCAAAUUUCCGUAUACCAAUCACCGCACAAACCCAGGCUAUUUGUUAAGUCCAGUCACAGCGCAAAGAAACAUAUGCGGAGAAAAUGCUAGUGUGAAGGUCUCCAUUGACAUUGAAGGAUUUCAGCUACCAGUUACUUUUACGUGCGAUGUGAGUUCUACUGUAGAAAUCAUUAUAAUGCAAGCCCUUUGCUGGGUACAUGAUGACUUGAAUCAAGUAGAUGUUGGCAGCUAUGUUCUAAAAGUUUGUGGUCAAGAGGAAGUGCUGCAGAAUAAUCAUUGCCUUGGAAGUCAUGAGCAUAUUCAAAACUGUCGAAAAUGGGACACAGAAAUUAGACUACAACUCUUGACCUUCAGUGCAAUGUGUCAAAAUCUGGCCCGAACAGCAGAAGAUGAUGAAACACCUGUGGAUUUAAACAAACACCUGUAUCAAAUAGAAAAACCUUACAAAGAAGCCAUGACGAGACACCCUGUUGAAGAACUCUUAGAUUGUUAUCACAACCAAGUAGAACUGGCUCUUCAAAUUGAAAACCAGCACCGAGCAGUAGAUCAAGUAAUUAAAGCUGUAAGAAAAAUCUGUAGUGCUUUAGAUGGUGUCGAGACUCUUGCCAUUACAGAAUCAGUAAAGAAGCUAAAGAGAGCAGUUAAUCUUCCAAGGAGUAAAACUGCUGAUGUGACUUCUUUGUUUGGAGGAGAAGACACUAGCAAGAGUUCAACUAGGGGCUCACUUAAUCCUGAAAAUCCUGUUCAAGUAAGCAUAAACCAAUUAACUGCAGCAAUUUAUGAUCUUCUCAGACUCCAUGCAAAUUCUGGUAGGAGUCCUACAGACUGUGCCCAAAGUAGCAAGAGUGUCAAGGAAGCAUGGACUACAACAGAGCAGCUCCAGUUUACUAUUUUUGCUGCUCAUGGAAUUUCAAGUAAUUGGGUAUCAAAUUAUGAAAAAUACUACUUGAUAUGUUCACUGUCUCACAAUGGAAAGGAUCUUUUUAAACCUAUUCAAUCAAAGAAGGUUGGCACUUACAAGAAUUUCUUCUAUCUUAUUAAAUGGGAUGAACUAAUCAUUUUUCCUAUCCAGAUAUCACAAUUGCCAUUAGAAUCAGUUCUUCACCUUACUCUUUUUGGAAUUUUAAAUCAGAGCAGUGGAAGUUCCCCUGAUUCUAAUAAGCAGAGAAAGGGACCAGAAGCUUUGGGCAAAGUUUCUUUACCUCUUUUUGACUUUAAACGGUUUUUAACAUGUGGAACUAAACUUCUAUAUCUUUGGACUUCAUCACAUACAAAUUCUGUUCCUGGAACAGUUACCAAAAAAGGAUAUGUCAUGGAAAGAAUAGUGCUACAGGUUGAUUUUCCUUCUCCUGCAUUUGAUAUUAUUUAUACAACUCCUCAAGUUGACAGAAGCAUUAUACAGCAACAUAACUUAGAAACACUAGAGAAUGAUAUAAAAGGGAAACUUCUUGAUAUUCUUCAUAAAGACUCAUCACUUGGACUUUCUAAAGAAGAUAAAGCUUUUUUAUGGGAGAAACGUUAUUAUUGCUUCAAACACCCAAAUUGUCUUCCUAAAAUAUUAGCAAGUGCCCCAAACUGGAAAUGGGUUAAUCUUGCCAAAACUUAUUCAUUGCUUCACCAGUGGCCUGCAUUGUACCCAUUAAUCGCAUUGGAACUUCUUGAUUCAAAAUUUGCUGAUCAGGAAGUAAGAUCCCUAGCUGUGACCUGGAUUGAGGCCAUUAGUGAUGAUGAGCUAACAGAUCUUCUUCCACAGUUUGUACAAGCUUUGAAAUAUGAAAUUUACUUGAAUAGUUCGUUAGUGCAAUUCCUUCUGUCCAGGGCAUUGGGAAAUAUCCAGAUAGCACACAAUUUAUAUUGGCUUCUCAAAGAUGCCCUGCAUGAUGUACAGUUUAGUACCCGAUACGAACAUGUUUUGGGUGCUCUCCUGUCAGUAGGAGGAAAACGACUUAGAGAAGAACUUCUAAAACAGACGAAACUUGUACAGCUUUUAGGAGGAGUAGCAGAAAAAGUAAGGCAGGCUAGUGGAUCAGCCAGACAGGUUGUUCUCCAAAGAAGUAUGGAACGAGUACAGUCCUUUUUUCAGAAAAAUAAAUGCCGUCUCCCUCUCAAGCCAAGUCUAGUGGCAAAAGAAUUAAAUAUUAAGUCGUGUUCCUUCUUCAGUUCUAAUGCUGUCCCCCUAAAAGUCACAAUGGUGAAUGCUGACCCUAUGGGAGAAGAAAUUAAUGUCAUGUUUAAGGUUGGUGAAGAUCUUCGGCAAGAUAUGUUAGCUUUACAGAUGAUAAAGAUUAUGGAUAAGAUCUGGCUUAAAGAAGGACUAGAUCUGAGGAUGGUAAUUUUCAAAUGUCUCUCAACUGGCAGAGAUCGAGGCAUGGUGGAGCUGGUUCCUGCUUCCGAUACCCUCAGGAAAAUCCAAGUGGAAUAUGGUGUGACAGGAUCCUUUAAAGAUAAACCACUUGCAGAGUGGCUAAGGAAAUACAAUCCCUCUGAAGAAGAAUAUGAAAAGGCUUCAGAGAACUUUGUCUAUUCCUGUGCUGGAUGCUGUGUAGCCACCUAUGUUUUAGGCAUCUGUGAUCGACACAAUGACAAUAUAAUGCUUCGAAGCACGGGACACAUGUUUCACAUUGACUUUGGAAAGUUUUUGGGACAUGCACAGAUGUUUGGCAGCUUCAAAAGGGAUCGGGCUCCUUUUGUGCUGACCUCUGAUAUGGCAUAUGUCAUUAAUGGGGGUGAAAAGCCCACCAUUCGUUUUCAGUUGUUUGUGGACCUCUGCUGUCAGGCCUACAACUUGAUAAGAAAGCAGACAAACCUUUUUCUUAACCUCCUUUCACUGAUGAUUCCUUCAGGGUUACCAGAACUUAGAAGUAUUCAAGAUUUGAAAUACGUUAGAGAUGCACUUCAACCCCAAACUACAGACGCAGAAGCUACAAUUUUCUUUACUAGGCUUAUUGAAUCAAGUUUGGGAAGCAUUGCCACAAAGUUUAACUUCUUCAUUCACAACCUUGCUCAGCUUCGUUUUUCUGGUCUUCCUUCUAAUGAUGAGCCCAUCCUUUCAUUUUCACCUAAAACGUACUCCUUUAGACAAGAUGGUCGAAUCAAGGAAGUCUCUGUUUUCACAUAUCAUAAGAAAUACAACCCAGAUAAACAUUAUAUUUAUGUAGUCCGAAUUUUGAGGGAAGGACAGAUUGAACCAUCAUUUGUCUUCCGAACAUUUGACGAAUUUCAGGAACUUCACAAUAAGCUCAGUAUUAUUUUUCCACUUUGGAAGUUACCAGGCUUUCCUAAUAGGAUGGUUCUAGGAAGAACACACAUAAAAGAUGUAGCAGCCAAAAGGAAAAUUGAGUUAAACAGUUACUUACAGAGUUUGAUGAAUGCUUCAACGGAUGUAGCAGAGUGUGAUCUUGUUUGUACUUUCUUCCACCCUUUACUUCGUGAUGAGAAAGCUGAAGGGAUAGCUAGGUCUGCAGAUGCAGGUUCCUUCAGUCCUACUCCAGGCCAAAUAGGAGGAGCUGUGAAAUUAUCCAUCUCUUACCGAAAUGGUACUCUUUUCAUCAUGGUGAUGCAUAUCAAAGAUCUUGUUACUGAAGAUGGAGCUGACCCAAAUCCAUAUGUCAAAACAUACCUACUUCCAGAUAACCACAAAACAUCCAAACGUAAAACCAAAAUUUCACGAAAAACGAGGAAUCCGACAUUCAAUGAAAUGCUUGUAUACAGUGGAUAUAGCAAAGAAACCCUAAGACAGCGAGAACUUCAACUAAGUGUACUCAGUGCAGAAUCUCUGCGGGAGAAUUUUUUCUUGGGUGGAGUAACCCUGCCUUUGAAAGAUUUCAACUUGAGCAAAGAGACGGUUAAAUGGUAUCAGCUGACUGCAGCAACAUACUUGUAAACUAGUGAAUGUCUGAGCUUUGGAAGCAUGAACAGUUAUAAAUGUGCAUGCAUACAUGCACACACACACAGACACACACACACUUGUUAAUUUUGUAUAGUAUUUUUAUACUUGGACAGAACUUAUAAAGUUAAAUAUACUUGCUGCAUUUCAACACAUCUGUUGGACCAACAGUCACAUAACUAACCUUUUUGAAUUUUUGGAAGCCAUUGCUGUUUUAAAGUCAUUAUGUAGAAUGCUACAAACCCUAAACUUAAUAUAUACUAAUUCCUGAAAAAGACUUUGAGACAGUACUAUGUCACUUCAGCCACCUAUUUUGCAUUGUUUUCUAUAAGGAGGCAAAGCAUAUGUGUUUUCCUGUUAUACACCUUUUAUAGCCUUUACCACUGUGUAAUGUUCACAAACACCAAAGUAAAGGAAAAAUGCAGGAUGUUACCGUAAAAUCCAGCUGCUAUUCAUGGAGCUGAAAAACAAAGCACAAAUAAUAGAUAGCUAUGUUAAGAACUACUAAGUAGUUUAUAGAAGUAGGGAAAAACGUAAUACUGCUUUUUAUUCAUGUCUUUAAAGCCUUUUUCAGAAUAAGUGCCAAUCACUGAUGUUGUAAAUAAUGGUGCCUUAACUUUAUAUGCUUCCCUGGCACUUCGUUUCUGAUUUUUUUUCCGAUUUGAUAAAUAAUUAGUACAUAGUUUUCACUCACUUGCAGCUUACUAAAGACAAGAAAUUAUGUACAUGUACUAAUGUUUUUCCCGCAAAAAAAUCCUUUACUUCUGAUGUAUGAAUUAGUUAUUUAAAUAGUUAAGCCUAAUACCUGAAUAAGACUCACCAAUGUGAUUGUAAAAUAAAUUCUAUCAUUCCAUUAAAAUCCUACAUUUAUUCCCAGGAAUGGUAAUUUCACCUCCCUACAUCUAUACUCCACUCCCUCAGUAAAUAAGUGAAAAUUGUUAACCCAUGUGCCCAUUCCUGAGUAGGGCAGACUCUUCACAAGAGGCCCAUGACAAGAAUUCUAGGGUCCAGAUUGAACUUUAAUAUAGACCUUUGUCUGUGUAGACCAGUUUGUCUUGUAAACUGUCUUACUUACGUAUGUAAACAUUUUACAUUCACAUGAGAAGUUAUUUUCCUUUAUAUAAUUGGAUUCAGAAUCAUAAGGGACAGGGCUGAAAUUAUUCUACAGUAACCAGUAAGAGUAAGUUUCAGCCGGGCACGGUGGCUCCUGCCUGUAAUCCCAACACUUUGGGAGGCCAAGGUGGGCGGAUCACCUGAGGUCAGGAGUUUGAGACCAGCCUGGCCAACAUGGCGAAACCCCGUCUACACAAAAAUUAGCCAGGCGUGGUAGCGGGCAUCUGUAAUCCCAGCUACUUGGGGGGCUGAGGCAGGAGAAUCACUUGAACCCAGGAGGUGGAGGUUGCAGUGAGCCGAGAUCACGCCACUGCACUCCUGCCUGGGUGACGAGCAAAACUCCAUCUUAAAAAAAAAGAAAAAAAGAGUAAGAUUCAUUUUUAUUAGUUACUCAACUUCAGACACAAUUUUGUUAAUUUGGAUAUAUACAUAUAUAUAAUAACUCAUGGUUAGAAUAGAAAUACAGAUACUUUAAAAAUGGUAAUAGAAAUUGUACCAAUCAGGUUGCUGUGAGAAAACUGACAAAAUAUGCAAUAAAGAAUACCAAGAGAGAAAGGACAAUCGCCAAUUCAGUUGCCGAGAACAGAAUUUUUAUGAACUGCACAAAUGUUUAAUGUAAAUGGUGAUACCUACAGGGAAGAAAUAGAAGAGUUGAUAAUAUAUCACUGGGACGGGGUGGGGGAAAGACUUGAAGUUUUUGGUGCCUAACACUAAUGGUCCAUAUGUAGUUAAACCCAUGAGUAUGGUAUAUGAAUGUCUUUUUUAAAUGUUAAAAUGUGUUGUCUAUUUAAUAAGUUAAUUAAAAUGCAGAUCAAAGCACCACCAUUUGCUUUUUCCACAGAUCAUUAACAUUUCCUUAAAGUAUGUAAGUACCUUUGCAAAUGCAAAUGUACUAGUAAUUUUCACUUAAGCUUUUGAGACCGAAUUCCAUUCCACCAGUUAUCACUUAGCCACUGUAAUUUAAAAACAAACAAACAAACAAAAACUGUCUUGGUAGAGGUCGUUAAUUAGACUCAACAUGUACUGCCUUUUUGCAGUCUAUUAUGACAGUGUCUUUUAGCACAAAUAAUAGAGCUAAAAAAUGUCCUGUCACUUCCAUUAUAAGAAAUCUGGAUUCAUAUCUAAAAGUGUAUAUUAUAAUACUGUACAGUUAAGAGUUCAGAACAAGUGGUAAUGUUUUCUCUUAAUUUAACUCAUUUUGUGCCUUCUUUACUCAUUCAAACACACAUACAUUUUACAUAUAGUUUAUUUCUUUAUGAAAUGCUAAUCUUCAGCCCGUACCAAAAAGUAGAGUGGAGCCUCUUUGCACUACUACUAUCAAUAAAUUUUAAAUCAGUUGGAUUUUUAAGCAUUUUUUAAAAGCUGACAUUAAAGUAAAUCUGAAAAAAGUUUAACAAACUGGCCAAGACACUAAUUUUUAUGUAUAAUCACAAUAUUUUAUACUCACCUUUAUUGACUAAAAAUAAGUAUGCUACAUGUUGUCCUGCAUCAGAAGAAUUAUUUCUUCUUGCCAGUGUUUUGGGAUUUGAAGAUAAUGGUUCACUCAAAGAACCUAUUAUUUUCUCUACUGAGGAACCCAAUGUAGAACUUGCACUGAUUUUUUUAUUACUGCCUUUAUAUGAAUCUAUAGGUAUCUAAAUGUUAAGGCAUGUAUGAUCUUUGAUCAUUUCUUUUUUCAAAUUAAAGUUGUAUAAAAGUUUCAAUAUCUUGCCUUAAAUUAGUUGCCUAUUCUUUCUAGGAUUCAAAUAUUGUGGCAUUUAAAAAAGAAAACAUUCACUUUUGAAACUUAGACUUCAGAUCAAAAAGGACUGAACCCCCACUAUCAUAAUCCAUACAUUCAUUUCCAUGUUGUUUGACUAGCAGUGCAUAUAUGAAUGAAUAUGGUAAUUAAUCUUAUCUAUAAGAACCAAAUACUUUAAUUAUAUUAAGAUAGUGAAUAAAGAUGUAUAAUAUUUUUAUUAAUACCUUGAAUAUAUUCAGUGGAUUGAAUGUGACUUCAUAACUGUACUACGAUUGUAUUAAAAUAUUUCUGGAAUAAAA
Messenger RNA from Pan troglodytes (chimpanzee), 8490 nucleotides. RefSeq names its product phosphatidylinositol-4-phosphate 3-kinase catalytic subunit type 2 alpha (gene PIK3C2A). The record is from RefSeq and is a predicted model, not a curated record. Gene Ontology annotation, biological process: cell migration; phosphatidylinositol 3-kinase/protein kinase B signal transduction; phosphatidylinositol-mediated signaling. Lineage: Eukaryota; Metazoa; Chordata; Mammalia; Primates; Hominidae. The transcript is spliced from 34 exons. Gene Ontology annotation, molecular function: 1-phosphatidylinositol-3-kinase activity; 1-phosphatidylinositol-4-phosphate 3-kinase activity; phosphatidylinositol binding. Gene Ontology annotation, cellular component: phosphatidylinositol 3-kinase complex; plasma membrane; cytoplasm. The coding region runs from base 274 to 5334 and encodes 1686 amino acids.